This is a messenger RNA of Blepharisma stoltei, 1032 nucleotides long. The record is from the annotation of a GenBank genome assembly. Lineage: Eukaryota; Ciliophora; Heterotrichea; Heterotrichida; Blepharismidae.
AUGAGUGAUGAAAAUGCAAGUCUUCCAAUUCUCAUUAUAUUUCUAGGUGCCGAUAUGAUAAGAAUUCUGAACAACCGAAUCUCCGAACAAAACAUUUCUUUAGAAAAAGGAAUGAAAUUAAAACAAGAUCUUAUCUCUCGGCUUUAUUCCUACGCCCUUAUCGAAGAGCUGUUUAAACCUCAAAAGCUUUUUAGCAUAAAGCGAACUAAAGAGUUUUUUGAAGGACUUUUCAAAACCUCUCCACUGCGGCCACGUAACGGGAUAGACAAGCUCUUUAAAAUGAUGAUUAUGAACCUUAAGCUGCAUUUAUUAACCUUAAUAUACCCAGAAGAGCUUUUUGCUAUUACCUUGAAAUCAAUAGAAGACUUAAAAAUGCUAGUGCCAGGGACUGAGGAAGAAAAUUUGAUAAAAAAUGCCAAGGAAAUCGCUAUGGACACUUAUCAUCUUUAUCACGCUGCUGGCUAUAACAGAAUUAAGCAAAGCUUAUGUCUGUAUAUUCAAAACAAAUCUAUUAAAAUUGCAAAUUUUUUGCAAGACGGAAGCCAAUCUUUAGAUGGGUCAUUUAAAUUUGAAGGCUCACAAGCACCUCCAUGCUCAGAAAUUCCAGGAAAAAUUACAAAAUAUGGGCAAAAUGGAGAAAUUGAAAGGACAAGAUAUGUGGAAUUGGCCUUGACGAGCCGAUAUAAAAAACAUAAAUUGUUUUCAAGGAGGCCAGGAGUGUCUGUAAUAAAAGAAGAAGCAAAAGAAGAAAAUAAAGAAAUGGGGAUUAAGCUGAGGACUGAUAUAGCGAAAUGGGAACUAAAUCAUUUAGCCUCAAUGGUUGCUGAAAAAGAUGGCGAAAAUCAGACAAUCCCUGUGAUUGGAUUUCCUGAAGGGAGCAGCUCACCUAUAAAGGUCGUAGAAGAAAGAAAAAUCAAAGAAGAAAAAUCAGUGAUCGAUAACUCAAAAAUAAACAAAUUUAUUGCAGAAAUAGGUGGAGAGCUAGAGCCGGCAGAAAAUACAGUUGAAGAUGUAUUUGAGCUGAUUGAAUAA